GAGAUGGAACAGGACAGAUUGAUUACUUGGAGGCCUCAUUUAGCGAUGAUUCUCUCUAACCAAGCUGAAAACUCUGACAGAGACAGAACAUUUAUCAGAACCAUGGCAGAUGCACUAGAAUUUGAUGGAAAAGUUCAUGCUUCUAACUUCUGUUACCUUAUGACAGAGAUGUGUUACGGAUCAUCAGACAACUACAAGAUCUGUCUCUCGGCUUCUAGAAACAGCAUAGUUCUAAAAUUGAUAGAUAGUGUAAAGAAUGUAGUGCAUAUAUACUCUCUUGUGCUUGAUUGUCAAGAGAGUAUUCCCACCAGACAUCAGGAAUUGGUCACAGGGAUGCAAACGGACCAGAGAAAUCGGCAUAGCUCUAGAUUGAUAUCUGGUGAAGAUGACUUGCGUGAAUUGUAUGAACAACAGAAGUCCUUCAUUUUGAACAAGGGCAUUGAUUCACCAGAACUUAUACAGACAUGUAAUGGCAUAUGCAAACAAAUUUUAAAGGAAAAUUGGAACAUUCUAGAUGUAAAAGCUUAUUACAUAGACAAUGGAAGUAACAGUUACAAGAUUAUGUAUGGAAUUAUUUGUAAGGAUGAUAACUCUUUUAACACAAGUAAAGCAUGUUCAAUGGUUUUUGAACUCCUUUGAAGAAACUAAAACUGUUAAGUUUGUUCCGUAUUCAAAGGUAAAAAUGUUUUCUUAUAGGAACAGACAACACAAAAGUACUAUAAUACACUGCAUAAAAAAUCACUGUUCUGAAUUAUUUAAAAAACAUCUAAAUUUAAAGCACAUUUCUCCAAGUCCUUUUAAGGAAAUAAAAGGUGAAUUUACAAAUGAAGCAUGCAUUGUUAUGCACAUUUCAAAGAAGGAGUUGAUUCCUGUUGGCCAGGGUUACCUUCCAAGAGAACUAGAGUACUUAGAGUCUGAGUGUUUUCCAGUAGAUGUUAGAUCAACUACAUGUAAAUAUAAUUUUGUUUAUAGGGCAGAUGAUUUUUUUCAGAACUUAAGAAUGGGCUGUAAGGUUUACAGCCCUAUUGCUAAUGGUUGUUUCACAUUAGGGGGUUUUGUCAUUGGGCCAAACAAAAAUAUAUUUUUUGUUGCAUGUGCACACUCCCUUUUAAUGGAAGAAACUGUUAAAGAAAUGGUAGAAUGUGGCAGAAGUGUUCACACAGCAGACAUUGAGAGUCACAAAGUAUGCUUUCAACCAGAACAUAAAUCUAAAUUUCAUUGUGGAACACUUACUAAAGCUGUAUUCAAAACUGGUACAGCCGAUGAGCCAGGUGUUGACUGUGCGCUUAUACAGUGCUGCUCUGAAAGGAAACCUGUAUGUGGAUACUUCCCAGAUUCGCCAGGUUUUUUCAACAUCCUUGACCUUAACAAGGUUAAUAAUAAAAAGCAGUAUUAUGACUCUCCUAGCGAAAAUAAAAAUGUUUUUAUAAGUGGUGAAUCAUUAGAUCAAAAUCAAAUUCCUGAAAAUCCUACAGUGUACAAAUUUGGUAUUAGAACUGGGUGGACUGAAGGUACAUUGGUCUCCACAUUUGAUAGUGAAUUAAACUUCAGUGGUUUUGCCUUGAGAGUGUGUAUGCUUGGACAAUUUGAAGUGCUAGGCAAAGAUAAUUGGCCCUUUGCUCUUGAAGGUGACUCUGGUGCCUGGGUAUUUAUUAGAGAUAGAGAUGGUAGCUUUAAAGUCAUAGGUAUGGUUAUUGGCUUUGAAGGCAAUGUAACCACUGUCACCCCUAUUUCUGCUGUAUUGGAUUCCUUAGGCCUUAAUAAAGAGUCAAUAAUGUCUUUACCUGGUAGUGAAUCUGUUGAUACAGACAGCUUUGAAGAUGAUGAUGAUGAUGAUGGUCCUCAGUCUCUUCGUAAUCUCUUCAAACUGCAUUACGAAGAUGAAAUAAGGAAAGUUAUACCAGAACCAGAUAUUGGUUUUGGAAUUACUGGGUUUAAUAUGCACUAGCUAAUAAUUUUUGUAAACAUGCAUUUCUGAAAAUUGUAAAAUGUAAUUUUUAUGAAGCAGACAGUCAAGCUAAUGGCCCAAAAUAAGUUACAUCAAUAUUUUGUAUUUUCUUUUACCUGUAAAUGGGUAAUACUGUUCAACCUUUCUCAGCUCACCUGAGCACAUAGUGCUUAUUGCCAACCUUAAAAAUCAUUGAAUGUCUGUUGUCAAAGAAGAUCAAAACCACAAAGCCAGUUACAAGUAAAUUUCACAGGAGUGUCCCUUGUAUGGUCCUCUUCAAAUUCCUUCAAAUCUAGGUCAUCCAUGCAAAAUUUUGAUUGCCAUGGCAACCAAAAGUAGAAUUUUAAACAAUUUUACCAAACCCCUGGCCCGAUUUCCAAAUAAAUUCACAACAAUGUUUUUUUGGGGGGACUCUACUAUAUUCCAUAAAGUGACCUGAAAAAAAUAUGGCUGCCUAGAGGCCUGGCUUCUUUUAUUUGUAUGGCUAUAUGGAAAUUUAAAAAAAAAAUCUUCUCUGGCCUGAUUUUAAAGUAAUUUCAAGCAAAUGUUUCUUGGGAAACCCUUUCCUUCAAGUCAUGUUGAUUUGUUGAAAAAAAAACAACAUGGCCACCAGGGGAUUGAGUUAGUUGUCUUCAUUAUGGCUAUAUGGAAAAUUGUGAAAAAUUGCUGCCUCUAUUUCAAAAUUAAUUUUACAGCAAUAAUUCUUUAGGUGACGCUACAACAAAUUCACUCAAGCUUUGUUUAUUUGUUUAAAAAAAGUCCACCAGUAGGCGGUUUUAGUUUUCUCUAUUUUUUUGGCUUUAUGGAAAUCUUUAAAAAUCUUCUCUGAAACUGCUAGCCCAAUUUUAAAAUAAUUUCACUAGUCUAAGAAUGAUCUUUAUUUCACCCUCUUUCAAAAUUUUUCAAGCCAGUAUCAUUUAAUACAUGUUCACUACUGUAACAGAAGUAUUCAGACAUAACACUUGUAUCUUUGUUUGUCAUUUACCAGUUUCGAUAAUAUUCUGAUUUCCAGUAUUCCUGCAUGCAGUAUUUACAAGUUAUAUAAAUGCCCACUAUUUUUAGCUUGAUUGUUCGAGGAAUAGUCUGACCAAUUGUACUUGCCCUACUGUCAACAUCACAUCUUAGUGAAUGUUUUGCAUGCAAGUAUGUAUGGCUGUCAUUUAAAAGUAUAUAGCUUUGAAACUUUUUUCUUUUUCUAGGUCAGUUACCAACCUCACUUUUAGACUUAGAAAAUCCAUGUUAAAUUUUUGUAAUGCAAAUAUUGAAUUGGAAUUUCACAUUUCUUUGGGUUUUUGAAACUAGGUCAUACCGUCAAGUCCCAUAACUCUGACUUGUAUUUUGCAAAAUAAUGUCCCCUUUUGAACUUAAAAACUUCUGGUUAAAGUUUUGCAUGUAAGUCUCCAAAACUAAUGCAGAUACUGGAUUGAAACUAUAGAUAUUUUAACAUUUAGGGUAAUAUUCCUGCUUCUGGGACAACAGUUUGAAUAGUCGAGCAUUUGCUACCUUAUGAACAGCUUGUUAUUAUAUUUUGUAUGUUUGCAAAUGAAUUUUAUUACUUUUAUAGAAAACGUAAAAAUGCCUAAAAUAAACUAUUAUAAAAUUGUCUUGUUGAAAAUAGAUUAAGUGUCUUGCAGGUUUUAUGAUUAUCUCGACAUGGUUUCAGUAACUAUUUACUUUGAGGCAGUGUUGGAAAAUGCAGAAUCAUGUAUUUUUGUGUCUAAUUUAGUUUAGCAGAGAAAUUGUAUCAGUUACUCUUUUGUAAAUAUAUUCUUCGUUCAUGUAUAUUUCAAGGUUAUCUUUUAAAUUCCAGAUAGUGACACAGCUUAUGUUGUUACCAGGGCUUUGGAAAUUGCCGAGUUUCUCAGUUUUAGAGCAAGUUUUCAUUUUUCGGUACAAAUUAUAAAAUGAAGUUAAAAAAUAUUGGUUUGAAACAUUAAAAGUAAAAAGUUGUCAGAAAUCACAGUACACGACAACCUGUCAGCAAGAAAUUCUUGAAUGUACUUUUUAGCUCACCUGAGCCAAAGGUUCAUGGUGAGCUUUUGUGACCGAUCAAUGUCCGUCGUCAGUCGUGCAUCUGUCAACAUUUUCUAAAAAAAAGUUCUUGAAAACCACUGGGCAGCAUUACACCAAACUUCACAGGAAUGAUCCUUGGGUGGUCCCCUUUCAAGAUUUUUCAAAGAAUUUAAUUCCAUGCAGAACUCAUGGCAACCAAAAGGAAAAACUUUAAAAAAAAAUUGUCCAAAACCGCAAGGCGUAGAGCCUUGAUAUUUGGCAUGUGACAUCAUCUUAUAGUCCUCUGUCAAGAUUGUUCAAAUUUUGCCCCUGGGGUGAAGAGGCCUGCCCCGGGAGUCACAAGUUUUACAUAGACUUAUAUAGCAAAACACAAGACCUAGGUCUUUGAUAUUUUGUAUGUAGCAUUGCCUUGUGGUCCUCUACCAAAAUUAUUCGAAUUAUGCCCCUAGGGUGAAAAGAGGCCUUGCCCCGUGGGGUCUCAUGUUUUACAUAGACUUAUGUAGGAAAAAAAAUUUAAAAAAUCUUCUUGCAUGAACCUGCAAGGCCUAGGCUUUUGAUAUUAAGUAUGUUGCCUUUCCUAGUGUUUCUCUACCAAAGUUGUUCAAAUUAUGUCCCUAGGGUGAAAUGGGAUCCUGCUCAGCGGGUACCAAAUUUAACAUAGACUUACAUAGGAAAAAAAUUUUAAAAAAAGAUCUUGUCAGAAAGUUCAAGGCCUAGUCAUUUGAUAUUUGGUAUGUAACAUUGCUUGGUGUAUCUCUAACAAAUUUGUUCAAAUUAUCCCCCUGGGGUGAAAAGAGGCCCCACUAUGGGGGUCACUUGCUAUAAUCAUGACUUAUAUAGGAAAAAAUACUUAAAAAAUGAUCAGCCCAGACUGUUUAAUUAUAAUUACCUGAUGACCAAAUCAUUUAGGGAGCGCUUGACUGUGACCUUGACCUACUGACCUACUUUCUUGUUUUUAGCUCACCUGUCACGUAGUGACAGGGUUAGCUUUUGUGAUCACCCUUCGUCCGUCGUCCACAGUUUCCUUAUGAACACGAUACAGACCACAUUUUGUAUUUGAUUUUAAUCAAACUUGCACUCAGCUUGUAUGGGCAUAAUAUCUCGGUUCCUUUCAAAAACAGGCCAGAUCACAUCAUGAGUUCCAGAGUUAUGGCCCCUUAAAGGGCCAAAAUUUGCUGUUUUUGGCUUGUAAACACAAUAGAGACAACAUUUUGCAAUCAACUUUAAUCAAACUUGCACACAACUUGUAUUGGCCUAAUAUCUCGGUUCCUUUUGAAAACUGGCCAAAUCCCAGCAUGGGCUCCAGAGUUAUUGCCCCUUAAAGGGCCAAAAUUUGCCAUUUUUGGCUUGUGAACACGACAGAGACCACAUUUUGCAAUCAACUUUAAUAAAACUUGCACACAACUUGCAUUGGCACAAUAUCUCAGUUCCUUUUUGAAAACUGGCCGGAUCCCAUCAUGGGUUUCAGAGUUAUGGCCAAAAUUUGCUAUUUUUUGCUUGUGAACACGAUAGACAGCAUUUUGCAAUCAACUUUAAUCAAACUUGCACACAACUUGUAUUGGCAUAAUAUCUCGGUUCCUUUUGAAAACUGGCCAGAUCCCAUCAUGGGUUCCAGAGUUAUGGUCCCUGAAAGGGCCAAAAUUUGCUGUUUUUUGGUUUGUGCAGUCAUAAAGAGACUUCAUUUAUGGUUUGAUUUGAUACAAACUUGAAAAAUAUCUUCAACAACAAUACAUUUUUGAUUCCAUGAUGAAUCUGUCAGAUCCAAACAUAGGUUCUGGAGUUAUUUUAUAUCUGGUUACUUCCCCUGAUUUUAAUCAAAAUGAAUUUGUAUCAGUAAGUACUUUUAGGACUCAUUUGAAAUUUCAUUAUUGUCAUUAGUUGGACUCAGACAGUCAGGGUAGAUAACUAUUGACUGAUUUUAUGUCAAAUUACCUCCCUUUAUUAACCAGGUUUUCAACGAAAACCUGAGUUAUUAGAUUGGGGUAGAUGUCGGUCGGGCGGGCGGGCGGCGGCGGUGGCGGCGGCGGCGGCGGCGUCAAACUGGUGUUUCCGGUCAAUAACUUUUGUUUCGGUAAAGAUAUUUGAAUAAAACUUGGUAUGUGUGUAGCUUAUAUCAAGACAAAGGCUGGGAUUGAUUUUGGGGUUUCUGGGGUCAAGGUCAAGGUCACUGUUACUAAAAAUAGAACAAGGGUUUCCGGUCAAUAACUUUUGUUUCGGUAAAGGUAUUUGAAUAAAACUUGGUAUGUAUGUAGCUUAUAUCAAGACAAAGGCUGGGAUUGAUUUUGGGGUUUCUGGGGUCAAGGUCAAGGUCACUGUUACUAAAAAUAGAAAAAGGGUUUCCGGUUAAUAACUUUUGUUUCGGUAAAGAUAUUUGAAUAAAACUUGGUAUGUAUGUAGCUUAUAUCAAGACAAAGGCUGGGAUUGAUUUUGGGGUUUCUGGGGUCAAGGUCAAGGUCACUGUUACUAAAAAUAGAAAAAGGGUUUCCGGUCAAUAACUUUUGUUUCGGUAAAGAUAUUUGAAUAAAACUUGGUAUGUAUGUAGCUUAUAUCAAGACAAAGGCUGGGAUUGAUUUUGGGGUUUCUGGGGUCAAGGUCACUGUUACUAAAAAUAGAAAAAGGGUUUCCAGUCAAUAACUUUUGUUUCGGUAAAGAUAUUUGAAUAAAACUUGGUAUGUAUGUAGCUUAUAUCAAGACAAAGGCUGGGAUUGAUUUUGGGGUUUCUGGGGUCAAGGUCACUGUUACUAAAAAUAGAAAAAGGGUUUCCGGUCAAUAACUUUUGUUUCGGUAAAGAUAUUUGAAUAAAACUUGGUAUGUAUGUAGCUUAUAUCAAGACAAAGGCUGGGAUUGAUUUUGGGGUUUAUGGGGUCAAGGUCAAGGUCACUGUUACUUAAAAUAGAAAAAGUGUUUCCGGUCAAUAACUUAACUUAGGAAUGAGCUAUCAUGAUGAAACUUGGUGUAUAGAAAACUUAUAUAAAGUUGUAGCUUGGGAUUGAUUUUGGGGUUUCUGGGAUCAAGGUCAAGGUCAUUGUUACUAAAAAUAGGGUUAGGGUUAGGUUAGGUUAGGGUUAGGGUUAGCAUAUCUUCUACAUGCAUGGAGGGAUUUUGAUGAAAGUUGGCACAAUUGUUCACCAUCAUAAGACGGAGUGUCAUGCACAAGAACCAGGUCCCUAGGUCUAAGGUCAAGGUCACACUUAGAGGUCAAAGGAUACAAGAAUGAAAACUUUGUCCGGAGCAUAUCUUCUUCAUGCAUAGAGGGACUUUGAUGUAACUUGGCACAAUUAUACACCAUCAUGAGACGAAGUGUCUUGCGCAGUUCCCUUCUUUAGAAUUACUUCCCUUUGUUGUUACUAUAAAUAGCUUAUAUUGUAACUUUUUCAUUACUAGACGUAGGGAAAAAUCGAGACCACUUUUCCGUAGUACAACAUGCAUGUUACAUCCAAUUUUGAGGUGUAUUUUGACCAAUCUCUACCUGGUAAGGAUUUCUGUGUGGACUUACAAUUUUUCUUUUUGUAUUUUUUUUUUUUUUUUUUUUUUUUUUUUUUUUUUUUUUUUUUUUUAAGAUUAACUUCCCUUAGUUGUUACUAUAAAUAACUUAUAUUGUAACUUUUUUAUAAUUGACCGUAGGGAAAAACCAAGACCACUUUUCUGUGGUACAACGUAGUUGUUACUUUCUAAUUUUAGGUGUAUUUUAAGGUAUCUCUACCUGGUAAGGAGUUUUUUUGUGGACUUAGAAAAACAAAAGAAUUACAAUAAUAAACAACCACAAAAUUAAAAUUACAUCUGCAAAUACAGGUGCUAGAGUAAAGAAAUUUGCUGUGACGGGCGUAUAUUGUGACAUUCUGGCACUCUUGUUUAUUCUUAUGAAAAGUGUUGAAAACCUGGUUUCGUGGCAUUGCCGCAUUUCUUGUUUCAAAUUAAAAUGGGUAUAUCUCCAAAACUAAUGAAGAUACUGAUCUGAAAUUUCAUUUAUGCCAUCAGAUGGACUUGGACAAUCAGUGAAGAUACAUAUUGACUGAUUUUAUGACAAAUUACCUCCCUUUAUCUUUUAUGUAUUACUAGAUAAAUAUACAUAGCAGCUUCUAAUGAGAUUGGUUUGAAACAUUAUUUAUGUCUUCUAUGGUAAGAAAUUUCUACUUUAACUUACUUUUCUAAUGUAUUGUUGUAAAGGCUUGUACUCUGUAUCUUCUACAUGCAUAUGCCAAUGCAUGAUUUCCUCGUCUAAUUUUAAUGAAAAUGGAUUUAUCUCAGUAAGUAUUUAUAGGACUUAUUUGAAAUUUCAUUAUUGUCAUUAGUUGGACGGAGACAAUCAGGGUAGAUAACUCAUGGCCCUCUUGUUUAAUAUAUAGCCUUGAAAUUUGGAUGACAUGUACAGUUUUGCACACCAAUCUUAAAACUGUCUUUCAGUGACCAUGAAUGUGACCUACUGACCUACUUUCUAAUAUUUUAGUCAGUUUUCCAUUUGAAACAUGUGGGUCAUAUUACUCGGGUGAGUGAUUCAGGGUCAUCAUGACCUUCUUGUUCAUUUUUAAUGCCUCUCACACUUAGUCUUUUCUUUAUAGCAUUGCAAAUGUAGUACUUUAUUGUGUAUAAAUAUUAUGGUGAGAUAGAGCCGAUUUGAAUGAAGUGAUUUUGUCUCAGACCAAUUGAGUUUUCAAAAUUUUCAAAGUCCUGGUUAUUAUGUAAUAUUUAUUUGUCUUGGACAUUGGUUUGCUUCCAUCAUUUUUCAAGCAGUGCAUCAUUUGUAAAAGGAUGCAGGUUUCAGCAAUCAGAUCAGAUGCAACAGUAACAACUUUAUACUCAUUAAGGAUUGAUUUUCACCCAAAUUCAAAAUGUAAUCUGGCUCUGAAGCUUAUGUAUUAACAGUAAGAAAAAUUUCUCUUAAUUAUGAGCUUAUUAUAAGAAUCAGACUUUAAUAAGAUAAAAACCUUUAAAACAGCUGAAAAUAGUACAAUGCAACUAGUCUAUUGCUGUCUGUCUUAAUUAUUUUUAGCUCACCUGAGCCAAAGGCUCAUGUUGAGCUUUUGUGACCGCUCAAUGUCCGUCGUGCGUCAUGUGUCCUUCUACAUUUUCUAAAAAAAUCUUCUUGAAAACCACUGGGCAGAAUUACACCAAACUUAACAGGAAUGAUCCUUGGGUGGUCCCCUUUCAAAAUUGUUCAAAGAAUUUAAUUCCAUGCAGAACUCUGGUUGCCAUGGCAACUGAAAGGAAAAACUUUAAAAAUUUGCGGCCUAGAGGCUUGAUAUUUGGCAUGUGACAUCAUCUUAUGGUCCUCUAUAAAGAUUUUUCAAAUUGUGCUCCUGGGGUUAAAAGAGGCCCAGCCCAGGGGGUCACAAGUUUAACAUAGACUUAUACAGUAAAAAACUUUGAAAAUCUUCUUGUCUAAAACCACAAGACCUAGGCCAUUGAUAUUUUGUAUGUAGCAUUGCCUAAAUUACCAAAAUUGUUCAAAUUAUGCCCCUUGGGUGAAAAGAGGCCCUGCCUCGGUGGAUCUUAGGUUUUACAUAGACUUACAUAGGAAAAAAACUUUAAAAAUCUUCUUGCCUGAAACUGCAAGGCCUAGGCUUUUGAUAUUAAGUAUGUUGCCUUUCCAAGUGUUUCUCUGCAAAAAUUGUUUAAAUUAUGUCCUUAGGGUGAAAAGAGGCCCUGCCCUGGGGGUACCAAGUUUAACAUAGACUUAUAUAGGAAAAAAAAUAAAGAUCUUGCCUAAAAGUUCAAGGCCUAGGCCUUUGAUAUUUGGUAUGUAGCAUUACCUGCUGGAUCUCAAACAAGUUUGUUCAAAUUAUGCCCCUUUGAUGAGGGGGGCCCCGCCCUUGGGGUCACUUGUUAUAGUUAUGGGUUAUACAGGAAAAAAUACUUUAAAAAUUGUCAGAUCAUAUUUCCUAGACUGUUUAAUUAUAAUUACCUGAUGAUCCCAAUUGAUUAGGGAUCACUUGACUGUGACCUUGACCUACUGACCUACUUUCUUGUUUUUAGCUCACCUGUCACAAAGUGACAAGGUGAGCUUUUGUGAUCGCGCAGCGUCUGUCAUCUGUGCGUGCGUCCGUGCGUAAACUUUUGCUUGUGACCACUCUAGAGGUCACAUUUUUCAUGGGGUCUUCAUGAAAAUUGGUCAGAAUGUUCACCUUGAUGAUAUCUAGGUCAAGUUCGAAACUGGGUCACGUGCGGUCAAAAACUAGGUCAGUAGGUCUAAAAAAAGAAAAACCUUGUGACCUCUCUAGAGGCCAUAUAUUUCACAAGAUCUUCAUGAAAAUUGGUCAGAAUGUUUACCUUGAUGAUAUCUAGGUCAGUAGGUCAAAUAAUAGAAAAACCUUGUGACCUCUCUAAAGGCCAAAUUUUUCAUGGGAUCUGUAUGAAAGUUGGUCUGAAUGUUCAUCUUGAUGAUAUCUAGGUCAAGUUCAAAAGUGGGUCACCUGCCUUAAAAAACUAGGUCAGUAAGUCAAAUAAUAGAAAAACCUUGUGACCACUCUAAAGGCCAUAUUUUUCAUGGAAUCUGUAUGAAAGUUGGUCUGAAUGUUCAUCUUGAUGAUAUCUAGGUCAAGUUUGAAACUGGGUCAUGUGCGGUCAAAAACUAGGUCAGUAGGUCUAAAAAUAGAAAAACCUUGUGACCUCUCUAGAGGCCAUACUUGUGAAUGGAUCUCCAUAAAAAUGGGUCAGAUUGUUCAUCUUGAUGAUAUCUAGGUCAAGUUCGAAAGUGGGUCACGUGCCGUCAAAAAGUAGGUCAGUAGGUGAAAUAAUGAAAAAACGUUGUGACCUCUCUAGAGGCCAUAUUUUUCAUGGGAUCUGUAUGAAAGUUGGUCUGAAUGUUUAUCUUGAUGAUAUAUAGGUCAAGUUUGAAACUGGGUCAACUGUAAUCAAGAACUAGGUCAGUAGGUCUUAAAAUAGAACAAGAGCUGUCUCCAUAGGAUGACACAUGCCCCCGAUGGCACUUUAAAUGAACAGUUAUGGCCGAUGUUAGAGUUUAGGACCUUUGACCUACGGAGCUGGGUCUUGCGUGCGACACGUCGUCUUACUGUGUCACACAUUCAUGCGUAGUUAUUUUAAAAUCCAUGCAUGAAUGACAAAGAUAUGGACCGGACACGCCCAUCAAUGCACUAUCAUGAAAAAUGACCUUUAACUUCUAAGUGUGACCUUGACCUUUGAGCUACGGACCUGGGUCUUGCGCGCGACACGUCGUCUUACUGUGGUACACAUUCAUGCCAAGUUAUUUGAAAAUCCAUCCAUCGAUGACAAAGAUAUGGACCGGACACGCCCAUCAAUGCACUAUCCCUUAAUGUCUAAGUGUGACCUUGACCUUUGAGCUACGGACCUGGGUCUUGCGCGCGACACGUCGUCUUACUGUGGUACACAUUCAUGCCAAGUUAUUUGAAAAUCCAUCCAUCGAUGACAAAGAUAUGGACCGGACACGCCCAUCAAUGCACUAUGCUUUGAUGUCUAAGUGUGACCUUGACCUUUGAGCUACGGACCUGGGUCUUGCGCGCGACACGUCGUCUUACUGUGGUACACAUUCACGCCAAGUUAUUUGAAAAUCCAUCCAUCGAUGACAAAGAUAUGAACCGGACACGAAAAAUGCGGACAGACCGACAGACAGACAGACGGUUCUAAAACUAUAUGCCUCCCUUCGGGGGCAUAAAAACCUUGUGACCUCUCUAGAGGCCAUACCCUUGAAUGGAUCUUCAUGAAAAUUGGUCAGAAUGUUCACCUUGAUGAUAUCUAGGUCAAGUUUGAAACUGGGUCACGUGCCGUCAAAAACUAGGUCAGUAGGUCAAAUAAUAAAAAAACCUUGUGACCUCUCUAGAGGCCAUACUUUUCAUGGGAUCUGUAUGAAAGUUGGUCUGAAUGUUCAUCUUGAUGAUAUCUAGGUCAAGUUUGAAACUGGGUCAACUGCGGUCAAAAACUAGAUCAGUAGGUCUAAAAUUAGAAAAAUCUUUUGACCUCUCUAGAGGCCAUAUUUUUCAAUGGAUCUUCAUGAAAAUUGGUCUGAAUGUUCACCUUGAUGUUAUCUAGGUCAGUUUCGAAACUGUUUCAUGUGCGGUCAAAAACUAGGCCAGUAGGUAUAAAAAUAGAAAAACCUUGUGACCUCUCUAGAGGCCAUAUUUUUCAUGAGAUCUUCAUGAAAAUUAGUGAGAAUGUUCACCUUAAUGAUAUCUAGGUAAAAUUCAAAACAGGGUCACAUACCUUCGAAAACUAGGUCAGUAGGUCAAAUAAUAGAAAAACCUUGUGACCACUCUAGAGGCCAUAUUAUAUCUUCAUGAAAAUUGGUCAGAAUUUUUAUCUUGAUAAAAUCUAGGUCAGGUUCAAAACUGGGUCACAUGAGCUCAAAAACUAGGUCACUAUGUCAAAUAAUAGAAAAAACUACGUCAUACUCAAAACUGGGUCAUGUGGGAACAGGUGAGCGAUUCAGGACCAUUAUGGUCCUCUUGUUUAAGAUACAGCCGUGAAAUUUGGAUGACAUGUAGAGCUUUGCACACCGACUUAAAACUGACUUUCAGUUACAUGACUGUGACCUACUGAGCUACAUUCUUAAUAUUUUAGCAUCAGCAUGCCAUUUGAAACAUGUGGCUCAUAUUACUCAGGUGAGCGAACCAGGGUCAUCAUGACCCUCUUGUUGUGAAAUGCAAGUUACUACAUUGUAAAUUUAAGCAAUAAUUACAUUAAUAUUACAUUAAAAACAGGAUUCUG
Mercenaria mercenaria is the source of this 12640-nucleotide messenger RNA. RefSeq lists its product as uncharacterized. The transcript is spliced from 3 exons. The record is from RefSeq and is a predicted model, not a curated record. The coding region runs from base 539 to 1948 and encodes 469 amino acids. NCBI's taxonomy places the organism in Eukaryota, Metazoa, Mollusca, Bivalvia, Venerida, Veneridae.